This is a messenger RNA of Zonotrichia albicollis (white-throated sparrow), 6403 nucleotides long. RefSeq names its product MOS proto-oncogene, serine/threonine kinase (gene MOS). Gene Ontology annotation, biological process: protein phosphorylation. NCBI's taxonomy places the organism in Eukaryota, Metazoa, Chordata, Aves, Passeriformes, Passerellidae. Gene Ontology annotation, molecular function: protein serine/threonine kinase activity; ATP binding. The record is from RefSeq and is a predicted model, not a curated record.
CAGUUCUGAUCCCCAGCCCUGUUCCUCUCCUGUUUUAGACAAAACUGGCUAUUAAGCACAAGAGUGAUGCACCUUGAUGAAAACAAAGCUGGUGUUUGGUACGUGCCCUGUGUUGUGCAGGGUUACAUCCAUGCCUGCCCUUUAAGGCCCUUGGUAUCAGGGCUGAUUCCUCCUGUGCAGUGACCAAACAAACAGCAGUGGUAACUAAGAGCAAUGGCAAACAAAGAGUUUCUAUAUUCCUGAUAUGCAAGUGAAAUAAGAAUGGGGGAAGCAAGUGAGAUUCUGUAUUCCUUCUCAUCCAGAAGCACAGUCUAGAUGGGGCAGCUGGUGCAGCACUGGGUGCACAGGUAUGUUUUGCCUGCAGAAAUGCAACACACAAGCUUGGAACAAACCCAUUGAUGCUGCAGUUUAUUGUAGCUGUGACAUAAUGGAGCCCACGGGACACAGACUGUGUGCUUCCCCCCUGUCCCUUUUAAAAGUUCCUAUUGCACUCUGUACUGAUGACUUCUGGCUCCUAGAGCUUCCUUUUCCCUCAUGGAAAAGGCAGUGCAAUGGGAACAGUGUGGCUGGAGGCUGCUGGGGGUUGCCCUGGGGAAGGGUGGCCGGGAGGGAAGGGGCAGUGUGUCCCCAGCAGCCCUGCUCCCCUCUGCAGGUGGCUCCCCAGCCUGCAGUAAAGCCAGGGCUAAAUGGGGCCAUGAAGCUUAACAUGGACAUCCUGCAGCAAUUGUGGCUCCUGGGAAGUCACUGGGCCAAAUCAUCAAUGGAUUACAGGAAAAUGGUGUUCACUAAGAAUAAAAGCCUGCUUGCAUUUAAAUCAAUCAUAUUCACACUGAAAGACUCUGGAUGUUCCCUUCCUUUGGUCCUCAGCUGUAAGAUUGAGGCAGGAUAGUAGGUUACACUGGGGCACUUUACAUCCCAGAGAAUGCCCCUCUUCCUGUUCAAAAAUUCACUGUAUUCUCCAACAGCAAUACAACAAUGUCUACAAUGGCAGGGCAAAACAGAAAGAUUUCUGGCAGAAAAGGGUAUCAAGAAAAUUACCUGAAAUGGCAGCAAAAGGACAGCUGACAGAUGUGGACAUGGAAUUUGGAAAUAAGAAUGUGGAAGGUCUGAUACAGCCUUUUGAAUGAGAUUUCAAUCAAAGAAAUUUGGAAACAGCCCUAAUCCUGUCAAUUUUAUGAACAAAGAUUUUAUUGCUAUUUUAUAGCAUUCACAAUCAUCAGAAAGGCUGCUGUAGUUGUCAGCUUAACAGGUCUGUGCUCAGUCUUUUCAUCCACACAUCCUUCUACCUGUGCCUCUCCACAUUCAGCUUUCCCUUUGAACUUCACUGCCACCAUAACCUGUUGAAAACAGGCUUGGAGAAUUCAGAGCAGAAAUGUCUUUCUGGUGCUUUUAUAUGCUGUAUGGCACAGAAGCCUGUUGAAGAACUGGAGCCCUACUAGCACUCAGAAAAUAGGCAUAAAAAUCUUUCUUAUGUAGCUGCAUCCACUUUCUGCAGCUUUUCAUUUCCACCACAACUCAACUGCCUAGAAGACAUUCUCUGCAAACAUUGGAAAUGAAGAAUUUACAUACAGACUUAACACCUUAGUACUAUUUAAGAAAGGAAAGUUAAUACCUGUUGUCUCCAUGGCUUAUUUCACUGCACAUUUAAAAACCACACUAAAGAUCCUCUGGUCCUCCCCCACCCCCAAAACAUCCCUGAGUAACUGAUGAUGAGCCAGAGAAAUGCCCCGAAGCGGGGGUAGCAGUAGGAUAUUACUUGGCUGGCUCAUGCUGCACAACGGGCUGUGGCAGCACCUGGUGGGUCCUGGGCCCUCUUGCGCUGCCACAGUCCCUUCUGGGAGGGGGCAGGAAGGAGGAGCCUUGUGCUGUCAGGCAGUCCCAUCUGCAGGAACUGUCCCACCCUUGGAGGUCUCUCGGCAUCCCUUAGUCUUUGCACUCUCACAUUUUAUCAAGUCCUGUUAGCACCUGUUCAUCUAGAUCUUCCCCAGCCUGCUCCAUACUGCCAGAUGAUAACCCACAUUCUUCAUUCCCACUCAGCUGUGGUCCAAGUUGGUUUCUCUGUGAAUUGCUGCCACAGAUUUCUCCAGAUUGUCCUAAAUGUCAAUACUGGGGAAGAUCUCCAUCACUGAUUCACUGAGGAGUGAUGUCUUUGAGACUCCCUGGUCCAGCUGAUAUAGAGUUCAGGGAGGGUCAGGAAAUCACUUUGAGACAUCAGGUUUGUGAAAAACUGAACCCAUCUCAAGGAGGAGAACACUCCAGUUCUGCUUGCACAUGGUCUGGGUACUCUUGUAACCCCCUCUCAGCAGCCUGCCGUCUACAUUAUACACAUCCAGAUUAAAAAAAAAAAAAAAUAAAAAAUUGAAAGAAAACACCAGGACUGCCUGCAGUCAGUGCUGCCCAAAAAGAAACCCUGGAGAAAGAGGCACUGUCAGUCUGAAGUCCCAUGGUAGAAUCUGUACUGAAAAAUCUGAAGAGUGAGGAGGUAGGAAAUCGCUUCCAAGCUUUCCAAAAUAUUUGUCAUCAUGUACAGAAAGAUACUGGAAUAUUCAAAAAUCCUCAACUGUAUAGGUCCCAUAAGGGUGCUCUGCUGUCUGGGCAGUACAGCUUGUACCAAACACUAUGGCAGUUAGCACAAGCACUGCAAAUAUGUGAGAGGGUCAAAAUUCAAAAGAGCCCUUUAAAAACCACAUGGACCACUAACACAAAAUUAUGUUUCUUUGAUUUCUGCCAGAACAGCUCUGUAAAUUGAGCAAUAAUUUUUCUAAGAAGGAUCCAGAAAUAAAAUACACACCUGUAGUACUGCAUGGGGUGUGAGGGGAAGAUGACCAAAUACUUAUGUGUAAUUCUAGUUACUGUAUCCAAAGGAUGAUGCACAACAAUAAUUUGUCUUUAUGCUGCUAUUAAGGUUGCAGUACUGCAUGGGCAAAGCUGAGCACCCAAACCAGUCCCCUUGUCCCAGUUAUGUUUAAGUGGUAGGGUCCUACAAACACAGUUUUAUAUUUAUGCCUGCCAUAGCAUCAUCAAAUGUUAGCACUCACCACUUCAGCUGCUUCCACUAAGAAAGACUUUGAGCUGUUUAAUGCACCUGAUGCUGAUCAUUCCUGCCUGGAGCCAUGGUGAAAUGCAAUCACCUGUCACUGUUCUAUUUAUUCCUGGGGCAUUUUGCUAGAGGCAUUCAAUGGGUGGAACUUAUUUCUUUUUCUUUUGAGAUUAGAAAUUAUGUGAAAUACUUAUGAGUUAAUAAUUUUUUAGCUUUAAAUCUGUUUGCCUUGAUUUUCUAGAGAUUUGCUUCAGGGCUGAAGGAGAAUGUUUCCAGGUGAACCUGAUUUGGUUCUGACAGUUGGGACAGAUGCAGUUCAUUUGGGGGAGGGAGGGAAAAUGGUGAAGGGAGGAUAAAAGGCUUUGGAAGGUGGUUUGGAGUCCUUUCUCUCAGGGAAGCUUUGUAGUCUUCUGUCUUAGUAGCUGCCUGUUGUUUUCUCCUUCAUAUUAUGCCAUCACCUAUUCCUCUUAAUUGUUUUCUUUCUUUUGAGUAUUCCCCCUCUGCAAAUUUGCGCCCCUGCAGCAGCCCUUUAGUUAUCCCUGGCAAAGACAGCAAAAGCUUUUUGGGAGGAGCUUCCUCAGCCAGGACUCGCCGCUUGCCCUCACGCCUGUCCUGGUGCUCCAUUGACUGGGAGCAGCUCUGCCUCCUGCAGCCCUUGGGAUCUGGGGGCUUUGGCUCUGUCUACAAAGCCACCUACCAUGGUGCAACAGUGGCUGUGAAGCAGGUGAAGAAGAGCAGCAAAAACCGGCUGGCAUCGCGGCAGAGCUUCUGGGCUGAGCUGAAUGUGGCCCAGCUCCAACACAACAAUGUGGUCCGUGUGGUGGCUGCCAGCACCUGUGCCCCAGCCAGCGAGAACAGCCUGGGCACCAUCAUCAUGGAGUACGUGGGUAACAUCACUCUGCACCAUGUCAUUUAUGGCACUGGGGAUGCAUGGAGACAGGGGGAGGAUGAGGAAGAAGGAUGUGGAGGGAAGGCCCUGAGCAUGGAAGAGACUGUGUGCUAUUCUUGUGACAUCACGACAGGCUUAGCCUUUCUGCACUCACAGGACAUUGUGCACUUGGACCUGAAGCCUGCAAAUGUUUUCAUCACUGAGCAGGGAGUGUGCAAGAUUGGAGACUUUGGGUGCUCCCAGAAACUGGAGGAGGGCUCAUCCCAGAGCGCCCGUGCUUGCCAGCAAGGGGGCACGUACACCCACCGUGCCCCUGAGCUCCUCAAGGGCGAGAGGGUCACUGCCAAGGCAGACAUCUACUCGUUUGCCAUCACCCUGUGGCAGAUGGUGACGCACGAGCAGCCGUACCUGGGCGAGCGGCAGCACGUGCUCUACGCCGUGGUCGCCUACAACCUGCGCCCGUCUCUGGCUGCCCCGGAGUUCCACGAGUGCCCCGUGGGCCGGGCCCUGCACAGCAUCGUCAGCUGCUGCUGGAAGGCCAACGCAGAGGAGCGUCUGCGUGCAGACCAGCUGCUCCCCAGCCUCAGGGCCCUCAAGCAGCGCCUCUAGGAAAACUCAGCACUCUUUAUAUUCCUUCUGUUGAAUUUUUUUUCCCUCUACCCUUCCUCUGAACAUAAUUAAUUCAGCCACUGUGUGAUCUAAAGGUUUUGUUGCUGUUUUUUAUACUGGAAAAAAAUACCCCAAACUGUUUUGAUAUAGGAAAAUUAAAAUUAGAGAGAUUUAUUGAAACUAUGGGAUUUUACCCUGGAAGGGGAUAGUGGCAAAGAUAAUGUUUUUUCUGUUUUUUUCUGGUUGAUGUGUUGUGUAAUGCCUUGCUCACUAGGAAAUGUGAUGUGCAGAAAAACUGUUGGUUGUAAUUAAGUGAACUAAAAACCAGGGUCUGCUUUUGGAAGGUUCUUUACGCAUAAUACCUUUUGGUAUUUUUAAAAUGUCAAAUAUGAGUAGUUCUUGACACCAACUAGGGUAGUACACUUCAGCUUUUCCUCUUCACUAACCAAGGAAUGAGUAUGUAUUACAAAUCAAUUAAUGCAGAAAAAUAAAUACAGGGUGUCAGUGGUCUAUUUAACUUGUUCUUAGAUGUACCUAAUUUCAGUAAGUAUGCUGCUUCUGAUAUGGAAAAUGUGAACUACUCACAUACUCCUUGAAAUAAAGAACCUUUUUGUCAGUCUAAGGCUACUAAGAGUAAGAAGUUGCAUUAACAACUUGUCCUUUUAUAAGACUUCCCUGCUACCAGGUGUGUCAGUAGCAACUUGCUAGUUGGAACACUGUAAAUUUUGAAGCAUUAUAAGAAGAUUUUGUGCAGAAUAGAGUUUAAAAAAGGUGGGAGGAAGAAUGGUAAAGUGAGGAUUAUUUUGCUUUAUAACACAUGGCUCAGUGUUGGACAAGAUACUGGAAGUACUGAAAAGGAAGCUUGCUUACAGCAGUAAUAAUGUUCCUCUGCUGGUGCUCAAAGCAUACACUAUUGAACUAUCCUGUGCACUGCUUAUGUCUUAUCUGCUAUCUUUCCUAAUCUGGUUGUAGUGUGUCUGGGAAAGGAAGUGCUGGAGGCAACACUGAAGACAAAAAGCUCUGAUCCCUGACUUAUCAGAGCUGAUAAUUGUACAUCUGCACCCUUAUCUGGAGCUGCCUGCUGUAGCUGAUAUUGCCAUUCUGCUCAAAGCCUCUGCUUCUUUUUAAGACAGGAGAAAGAGUGAUGUUUCAGUCAAAUUGUUUUUCUUCUUUACCCUUCCUCCCCCCUGCUUCCAUUCUGGAAAAAAAAAAAUCCCAAAGGAAUGGAGCCAGUUUCCUGAUUUCUGACACACAUCUGUUCUUAGCCCCGUGAAAUCCUGGAAAUGAGCAACUAUGUGAAUUUGAGAUGAUUCUGUAGGUCUUUAUGGUAUUUGGGUUGGUAAUUGAAAUUAAUGGUUUAUAAAGCAUAUCUGAGCUUAACUAUUUCUUGGUCUUCUGUCCCCCUGAAGUGGAAAUAGAAAAUGCUGGCUGGAAUAAAAAACCCUGAAGUAAAUUCUGGGAAAAGUUUCCUGUGUUUCUCUGUCAAAAUAAUUAUGCUAUAGAACCAGAACUUUUUUUGUGUGUGUGUAUUGUGUAACUUAUUUAAUAAAGAAGUUGUUUUAUAGAAGUUAUGAUAAUAAGUCAGUUACCUUUUGAAAUGAUUAGCUGAGGGCAUGCAAGAUAAAUUUUUAGAUAAAGCCAUUGACGUGCCUUACCUCAAUAUCAAGCAAUAAAAAUGUUUCUGCAGCUUUGAAAAGAAUAAAGAAUUGAAUUAAUUUUUUCUAGUAGUUCCUAAAUGCUUGUGUUGUAUUUAUUUUGCCAGUCUAGGAAGCUUGCUGCUUAUACUGCUAGAAACCUGUGAUUUUUUGCUUAAUGAUACUUUAGCAUCAACAAGUGCUACUUGAGCCUCUGUGAAAAAUCAAGCA